Messenger RNA from Arabis nemorensis, 2709 nucleotides. The record is from the annotation of a GenBank genome assembly. NCBI's taxonomy places the organism in Eukaryota, Viridiplantae, Streptophyta, Magnoliopsida, Brassicales, Brassicaceae.
AUGACAUUAGCAGAUUCAAGCUUGCGAGCUAUCAACAUGUCUUUGUCGGAUUUCUAUAAUACUCAUAGUGGCUUCAAGACAAGGAUCGUCCUUGACGUCCGUGACUCGAAAGAAACUGUUGUUGGUGCUGCCGCUUCAGCUUUAUACUUGAUAAAGAAGAGGGAAGUGGUGGCCAUAAUUGGACCAGCUACUUCAAUGCAAGCUCCAUUUUUAAUUAACCUCGGAAACCAAUCUCAAGUUCCAAUCAUUUCAUUCUCCGCAACAAGCCCUCUUCUUGAUUCACUCCGUAGUCCAUAUUUCAUCAGAGUCACACACGACGAUUCAGCUCAAGUUCACGCCAUUAGCGCCAUCAUCGAGUCAUUUCGAUGGAGAGAAGUUGUGCCUAUUUAUGUUGACAAUGAGUUCGGAGAAGGUAUUCUUCCUUCCUUAGUUGAUGCUCUUCAAGAGAUCAAUGUUCGUAUUCGAAACCGAAGCGCUAUAUCAUUACAUUCCUCUGAUGAAAAAAUCGAGAAAGAGCUUUACAAACUAAUGACCAUGCCCACUAGAGUGUUUAUCGUGCACAUGUUGCCUGAUCUCGGAUCGAGGCUUUUUUCGAUAGCCAAAAAGAUUAGGAUGAUAGAUAAAGGAUAUGUAUGGAUUGUUACAAAUGGUAUAGCUGAUCUCAUGAGUUUAAUGGGGCAAUCAAGCUUUGAAGAUAUGCAUGGUGUCUUGGGUGUGAAGACAUAUUUCUCAAGAUCAAAAGAGCUAACGUAUCUUGAAGCUCGUUGGCGAAAAAGAUUUGGAGGAGAAGAGCUAAAUAAUUUUGGAUGUUGGGCUUAUGAUGCUGCCACAGCACUUGCAAUGUCUAUUGAAGAAAUCAGUAACGUAAACAAGAGUUUCAAUAAGACUAAAAACAUUUCAAGAAAUGAUGACAUUGGGACUGAUCUUGAUGAUCUCGGCGUCGCUCUCUCUGGUCCUAAGCUUCUUCAAGCGCUAUCCAAUGUCAGUUUCAAAGGUGUUGCUGGUAGAUUUCAGCUCAAACACGGGAAGCGAGAAGCUAAGGUUUUCAAGAUAAUCAAUAUAGAGGAAAGUGGGGAAAGAACGAUUGGAUUCUGGACAUCAAAAGUUGGACUAGUGAAGAGCCUUGGAGUAAAUCAAACAGGCAUUAAUAUGUCACACAGCUCGCGUCGCCUUAGACCUAUAAUAUGGCCUGGGGACAUUAUUUUGGUUCCUAAAGGUUGGGAUUUCCCAACAAAUGCAAAGAAGUUGCGGAUAGCGGUUCCAAAGAAGGAUGGUUUCAAAAACUUUGUGGAGGUAACAAAGGAUGCAAACACUAAUGUUCCAACGGUCACCGGGUUUUGCAUAGAUGUUUUUGACAUGGUCAUAAAACAAAUGCCGUAUCAUGUCCAUUAUGAGUACGUCCCCUUUGAAACUCCUGAUGGAAAAUCAAUUGGAAAUUACGACGAAAUGGUUUAUAAAGUGUUUCUUGGGGAGUUUGACGGAGCUGUAGGGGAUACUACAAUCUUGGCUAAUCGGUCUACUUAUGUCGAUUUCGCAUUGCCAUACUCGGAGACGGGUAUUGUAUUCGUGGUGCCGGUCAAGGAUGAUAGAGAGAAAGGAGAAUGGGUCUUCUUAAAACCAUUAACAAAGGAGCUCUGGUUCCUCAUUGCUGCCUCUUUUCUCUACAUUGGAAUCAUGGUUUGGAUUUUUGAGAAUCAAGCAGAUGAUGAUUUCAAGAGUCAGAACACAGCUGAUAAAAUGUCCAGUGUGUUCUACUUCUCAUUUUCGACUCUGUUUUUUGCACACAGAAAGCCAUCAGAGAGCUUUUACACAAGGGCUCUUGUAGUGGUUUGGUGCUUUGUGUUGCUAAUUCUGACUCAGAGUUACACAGCAACACUGACAUCGAUGUUGACGGUUCAAGAGCUUAGACCAACAGUGAAACACAUGGAUGACCUGAAGAAGAGCGGAGUGAACAUUGGUUACCAAUCUGGUUCUUUUACAUUCGAAAGGUUGAAACAAAUGGGUUACGAUGAAUCGAGGUUAAAGGCUUAUGAUACUCCUCAAGAAAUGCAUGAUCUUUUUCUUAACAAGAGCAGCAAUGGUGGUAUAGAUGCUGCCUUCGAUGAAGUCGCUUACAUCAAGAUUUUCAUGGCUAAAUAUUGCUCACAGUAUUCCAUCAUUGAGCCUACCUUUAAGGCUGAUGGCUUUGGCUUUGCUUUUCCAUUGGGCUCCCCGUUGGUGUCAGAUAUUUCAAGACAAAUCUUGAACUUAACAGAAGGAGAGACAAUGAGAGCCAUUGAGAAUAAGUGGUUACUUGGAGAAAAAAGUUGUCUUCAUUCGACCAUGACAGAUUCUCCAAUCCAGCUCGAUCACCAUAGCUUUGAAGCUCUAUUUCUGAUCGUCUUUGUUGCCUCUCUGCUUCUACUCUUGCUCAUGUUGGCGUCUAAGCUAUACCAAAGGAGACAACGCAAUCCGCCAAGCCAUAGGCUUGAACACCACGCCAAUGCACCAAAUGAUCAAUACGAUAAUGAAGACAAUGUUGGAGAUGGAGAUGAAGCAGGUACUAAUGAGCAUCAUAUUCUGGAAGUCAAGCCACUUCUGGUGCAAAAUCAACCACUCAUCGAAUCAUCAGAAGGCACAAUUCGCCACCGACACGGAAAGAAACUGACCUCAAAGACUAUUGAACCUUUACGAAGAGUUGCCCAGCCUUCGAGGAUGAAUUCUGUAUAG